Neurospora tetrasperma FGSC 2508 is the source of this 1377-nucleotide messenger RNA. RefSeq lists its product as uncharacterized. The coding region runs from base 168 to 920 and encodes 250 amino acids. Gene Ontology annotation, biological process: nucleocytoplasmic transport. The transcript has 5 exons. Gene Ontology annotation, molecular function: GTPase activator activity. Lineage: Eukaryota; Fungi; Ascomycota; Sordariomycetes; Sordariales; Sordariaceae. The record is from RefSeq and is a predicted model, not a curated record. Gene Ontology annotation, cellular component: cytoplasm; nuclear pore.
CAGCCCAUGCGCCUGGCGGACUGAGAGAAGAACCCACCCCAACGAGCAGAGAGCUACUACCUAACCCGCCGAACGAGUUGACUUCUGGAUUCAAGUAUCCGGUAAUUAAACCGAGCCAACAACCGCUAGAACAGAACCCCGAUACCAAACCCCAACCGUCUAUCAAAAUGUCCGAUACCGAGAACAAGCCUGUCGAGGAGGUUAAGCCUGACGCUCCUGCCGCCGGUGAGGAGACUAAGACCGAGGAGAAGCCCGCUGCUUUCUCCAGCUCUUCUGUCUUCUCUAUGUUCGGUGGUGGUGCUAAGAAGGAGAAGAAGGAGGAUGAGGAGCGCGGCGACACCUCUGGCAGCGCCAAGGCCCAGCGUGAGGCUGCUGCCGCUGCCGCUGCUGAGAAGGGCGAGGAGGAUGAGGCCCCCGAGUCUGAGGACGUUCACUUCGAGCCCGUCAUCCACCUUACCGAGAAGGUCGAGACCAAGACCAACGAGGAGUCCGAGGAGCAGGUCUUCAAGAUGCGCGCCAAGCUUUUCAAGUUCGUCAAGGAGGCCAGCGAGUGGAAGGAGCGCGGUACCGGUGACGUCCGUCUCCUCAAGCACCACGAGAAUGGCAAGACCCGUCUCGUCAUGCGCCGCGACAAGACCCUCAAGGUCUGCGCCAACCACUACAUUGUUCCUGAGAUGAAGCUCUCCCCCAACGUUGGUUCCGACCGCAGCUGGGUGUGGAACGCCGCUGCCGAUGUUUCCGAGGGUGAGCCCGAGGCCGUCACCCUCGCGAUCCGCUUCGCCAACUCCGAUAACGCCAACGCUUUCAAGGAUGCCUUUAUCAAGGCCCAGAAGGACAACGAGGCUCUUUUCAAGGCUGCCGAGGAGGCCGCCGAGAAGAAGGAGGCUGAGGAGGAUUCCGAGGACGAGAAGGCCGAGUAGAUGUGUGGUCUAGUUUUGCAUGAAUUUGAAGUUGCUUUAGGGAAAGUUUUCCAACCAUCCCGUUCUAUUUUCCGUUCUGCUAGGUGUUAGAGGGGACGAUGACAUUAUUACCUCCUUGGGCUGGGCGAUGGAAUGAAUGAAAGGACCGCUACAGAAGUUAUGACGAUGAUGAUUCCUAGGCUAGAGAGCUGGUACAUGGGCAGCGUCUGCGAGAACAAAAGGUUGAAGUAUCCGACAUGAAAGCACUAUUUAGGUGUGCGUUUGACGAGAUUUCAAUAUACUGGUAACAUACUACGACGGCCCUUUUGCGACUAUGGCUGGCAAGGAGGAUGAGGAUGGGGAUUACUCUUAAGGGAUCUAAAUAACGUUUAGCUUAACCACCAGUUUUAGAUAGAACAACACACUACCCUUCACACCGAUGCAUUGCCUUUGGGGGGUUUUGGUCAGGUUCUUGUAC